GAACGUCAUGACUAAUAAACCAGCGUGACUGAUGACUGAGCCCGGGGGAACGCGAGUCAGCCAAUGCAUUGUAUUAGCUGUGUGGGUGGGGUGAGAAUUCUCGUGCACAUCACCCUGGGAGGACCUUGCUCUGGUUUGCCAUCUGCUGGUGCAUGUGGGGGAGGACAACAGCAGUGGAGAAUUAUCUUAUUGGCAGGCCUCUCCUAUUGGAUGAGAUGUUUCCCCUCGCUGAUUGGCCGCUGGCACAUGCUGGUUAGAGCCGAGGGCCAUGGCCGUUGUAUGUAGCGGAGUGUGACCGGCCGCUAUUGGUCAGUAUGGAGGAAGCGGGUGGCUGCACCUCUCACCCCCGGGGCUGUGAUGGGUGUUGUAUGGGAGCGGGGAGCGGCCUGAGGGAAACUGUGCUGGAGAUGGACUUCCAGAGAGGAAUUUGGUCUGCUGCUCUGGAUGGAGACCUGAACCGUGUCCAGCGCUUUAUUCAGAAGGGAACAGAUCCUAACCUGACUGAUCACUUUGGCUACACAGCACUGCACUAUUGCUCUCGAAAUGGCCAUUUGCCUGUAUGUAGCUUUCUUUUGAGUGUUGGAGCUGACUGCAAUGCUCAGACACAUGGAGGCAGCACAGCUCUACACCGAGCAGCAUACUGUGGUCACCUUCCCGUGGUUCAGCUAUUACUGAAAUAUGGAGCAGACCCCUUCAAGAAAGACUCAGAUGGAAGGACUGUUCUCCACAAGGCAGCAGAAGGAGGUCAACAGGAGAUGUGCCAUUUCCUCCUUCAUCACUGUAAAGGGAUCAGUGAUAUACAAGACUGUAGAGGCCAAACUGCUGCAGAUUUGGCACCAUCCAAGGCAGCUGAUGUUUUCUCUAUAUAAAUUUUAAAUGUCAUCAAGUAAGUUUCAUGUCGGUGGAAGUCUCAUACAGUGCCUCAUGCCUUUGGUCAUGCGCUUCAGUGUGACCAGUUCUCCAGUAUGUUUGCUUUAAAUAUAAAAUGAAGAGAAAGAAGAACCACUGAA
This is a messenger RNA of Rana temporaria (common frog), 1010 nucleotides long. It is a transcript of the gene ANKRD39, whose product is annotated as ankyrin repeat domain 39. NCBI's taxonomy places the organism in Eukaryota, Metazoa, Chordata, Amphibia, Anura, Ranidae. Gene Ontology annotation, molecular function: protein binding. Bases 315 to 869 code for a protein of 184 amino acids. The record is from RefSeq and is a predicted model, not a curated record. The transcript is spliced from 4 exons.